AUGGUAUCAGAGCAACUGUCAAUGGCGUCUGGCUCUUUUUCUUUUGCUUUCUCUGAUUCUUCUAGCCCUUAUUAUCUUCAUCACGGGGACAGUCCCGGUUCCGUUCUAGUCUCUCAAGUUCUUCAAGGAGAUAACUAUCACACUUGGAGUCACUCGAUGAUCAUGGCUUUAACAGCCAAGAAUAAGCUCAAAUUCAUCAAUGGAACGCUGAAGAAACCAUCUACUGAGCUUGAAGAUGAAUUUCAUCCAUGGAAUCGCAGUAAUAAUAUGGUGUUAUCCUGGAUCCUGAAUUCGGUGUCCAAGGAUAUUGCGACGAGUGUGAUCUACAUCAAUUUGGCCGAAGACAUGUGGAACGAUCUCAAGGAUCGUUUUUCACAGAAGAAUGGGCCUCGAAUUUUUCAAUUGCAGAAGGCAAUUUCUUCUCACUCGCAACAGAAUCUCUCUUUCCUCAUGGGACUGAAUGACAGUUUUGCUCAGAUUCGAGGGCAAAUACUUCUUAUUGAUCCAUUGCCGUCGAUCAAUAAGGUGAUUUCUUUGAUCGUCCAGGAGGAACGGCAGCGUGCCAUUUCCGUAAAUCCUGUUCAAGUUGAAACUGCUGCCUUGAUGACGAAGACUUCUUUACAGUACCAGAAUCAGCCAAAUCGAUCUGGAUACACUUUCACUAAGAACAAGCAGAGUUCUUCUUCAGCAAAUCAAGUUCAAGAAGCUGAUCAGUCCUUUCAAGUCCCUCAGUUGUCCAUAUCUCAGGAGCAAAUUCAACAGUUGCUAGCUCUAAUCAAACCUUCAACUUCAUCUACUGAAGCUUCACCUUCCGCACAUCAAGUCGUCAACUCUUAG
This is a messenger RNA of Alnus glutinosa, 837 nucleotides long. RefSeq lists its product as uncharacterized. The transcript is spliced from 3 exons. The record is from RefSeq and is a predicted model, not a curated record. The coding region runs from base 1 to 837 and encodes 278 amino acids. Lineage: Eukaryota; Viridiplantae; Streptophyta; Magnoliopsida; Fagales; Betulaceae.